Messenger RNA from Dermacentor andersoni, 948 nucleotides. Its product is annotated as scoloptoxin SSD976-like. Lineage: Eukaryota; Metazoa; Arthropoda; Arachnida; Ixodida; Ixodidae. The record is from RefSeq and is a predicted model, not a curated record.
AUGCUCUGGCUUACGUGGCUCCUGCAGGUCCCACUGCUGGCUGCAGCGGAUACGACCCCGAAUCCACAUAUACCGAAACCGGCCGACUUCUGCAAGGCGCCUUACAACCAGACGCACGUCAUGUGCGCAAAACCGUACGACACGUGUACCACCUUCUUCGCCAACACGUCGUUCAUGAAGGAGUCCAUCCUGUGGGUGCACAACCACUACCGGAGCCACCUGGCGCUGGGUCGGCUGUCCGACUUCCCGUCGGCCGGCAACAUGCUCAUGAUGCAGUGGAACGAAGAGCUGUCCAGAGUGGCCGAGGCCAUGGGACGACUCUGCACGGGCCAGACGGGCGUCGUACGCCCGUCGACCCAAAUCCAGUACUCGACGGCCGAGUUCCCCGUGGUGGGUUGCAACAUUCAGGCUCAGUGGACUAACCAGAUGACGAUGCCCAUCAUCUGGCGUUUCGUGGUGCGCGACUGGUUCGACCAGAACCUCGAGUUCCCGAAAGAACAAAUCCGCGUCUUCAACGCCCCGGUGCACACCGAUGAAUUCAGUCAGCUCGUGGCGGCCGACGUCUACGCACUCGGCUGCAGCUACACGCGCAACAUCGUGCCGAACGUGAGGAAGUCGACGAAGAACGCGUUCAUCUACGUCUGCCUCUACGGGCCCAAGGGUUACGAGAAGGGCAAGCCGCUCUACCACCCGGCUCCCACCUGCUCGACGUGUCCGGAUGACACGGUGUGCAACGUUACCCUUGGGCUCUGCGUGCUGCAAAAGAACAAGCCGGGCGCCGCCAGGCCACUACCGCCCGAGGAACCGAAGAGCGACCGGACCGAAGACCCCGUCGACCAGGCAGAACCCGUCGAGGACUCCGCCCCGGAGGCAGUCGCCGUCGCCGUGGCGUCCCCGCUGGCAGCGGCCGUGAUGGCUGUGUACAUGUGGCGCCACGGCGCGGCCUGA